Messenger RNA from Pezoporus flaviventris, 1301 nucleotides. It is a transcript of the gene UBE2J1, whose product is annotated as ubiquitin conjugating enzyme E2 J1. The transcript is spliced from 8 exons. The coding region runs from base 129 to 1085 and encodes 318 amino acids. The record is from RefSeq and is a predicted model, not a curated record. Lineage: Eukaryota; Metazoa; Chordata; Aves; Psittaciformes; Psittacidae.
CCACGUCAGGGGAGUUUCCCGAGGCGAGGCGAGGCGGGCUGGGUCCGGUCUUUCUCCUCCUCCAUCCCCUACCCUCGUCUCCGCUGCUGGAGACGCUGAGGAAGGAGCGAGCGGCGGUGCCCGCUGCCAUGGAGGCCCGGUACAACCUCAAGAGUCCGGCUGUCAAGCGUUUGAUGAAGGAGGCUGCAGAGCUGAAGGAUCCUACAGAUCAUUAUCAUGCACAGCCUUUGGAGGAUAAUCUUUUUGAAUGGCACUUUACUGUUAGAGGCCCUCCAGAUUCAGAUUUUGAUGGAGGGAUUUAUCACGGGCGAAUUGUACUACCACCUGAAUAUCCCAUGAAACCACCCAGCAUUAUUUUGCUGACGGCCAAUGGCAGGUUUGAAGUGGGGAAGAAAAUUUGUUUAAGCAUUUCAGGGCAUCAUCCUGAAACGUGGCAACCAUCAUGGAGUAUAAGAACAGCUUUACUAGCCAUUAUUGGAUUUAUGCCAACCAAAGGUGAAGGAGCAAUAGGAUCUCUGGAUUAUACUCCAGAAGAAAGAAGAGCUCUUGCAAAGAAGUCACAAGACUUCUGUUGUGAAAUGUGUGGCACAUCUAUGAAGACAGCCCUUUUACCACUAACAUCUGGAAGAGUGUCAAGCCAGGCGGACAAGGAGGCUAAAGAACUUGCCAGACAAAUUAGCUUCAAGGCAGAAGUCAAUUCAUCCAGGAAGUCUGAUGCUGGACCCUCAAACACAUCAGGAUUGAACUACUCUGCCGCUGAUGAGCCCCAGCAGGGUGGUGCAGCUAGAGCACUCCAGGACCCAACAAAUGCAACGUCUGAAACCCAGAACAGCAGUGCAGCAGCCAGUCAAGAGUGUACUCCUUCAGUGUCCACUAAUACGUCUAUGAGUCCUCGGCAGCGCCGUGCCCAGCAGCAGAGUCAGAGACGGCCUCCGUCUUCAACUGACUUUAAUCGGGUACAGCAACCAAGAGUCAACAUGAACCACACUGGAUCAACUGUUCUGAUUGUCCUUCUGACUCUUGCAUUGGCAGCUCUCAUAUUUCGUAGAAUAUGUUUGGCUAAUGAGUAUAUAUUUGAGUUAUAAUUAAUUUGGUUUGUCCUAACAGCAGUGACCUGAAUGCGUCAUUGAACAUUCUGUAUUGGGUAUUUGGUAUGAUAUGAGAACUGUUUACAAAGAUUACUUUUUGUAUUUAUGCUUAAAUCGUUACAAAUGUUAAUGUACGUGCAGAUACGUUACUUGUAAGAAAAGCAAAGUUGUACUUCUAACUACAACAAGUGUUAAUUGAGUGCCCACUAGAUA